CCUCAUCACAUACAAAAUAUAAAACUUCAAAUAGAAAUCACAUCCGGGGAGGAAUAACUUAAGCCAACAGCUCACUUUAAAAAAAAAUCGAUAAUCACUGGCAGUAAAAAGAACCUUUUGGUACGAUCAACGAAAAAUUUUUAAGUGCUACGAUCAAAGUGCACCCAGGUUACCGUCUUAGCAAAUAGCUCGUUCGUUUCCGAAACAGAUAACCUUUUAUUGUGGGACAGAAAUUUUGGAAAGCCUUUCUUCUGUUCGUGCACUUCCUCUGCACUUUCGUCUACGUAAUUGCCACUGUACCCUGCAAUCGAUAAUAAUGUUUCUUACCUGCUAAACCUUUCGAAAGUGGCGAAAAUAUGUUUACAAGUAGUUCAGUUAUACAAUCGCCUUCGAACGAUUCAGAUCCUGCAGAAAGAGCAAAAUGGCAUGCAAAACAGUCGCGCUGAUCGUUCUGAUCUUGAUAGAUUUAGUUCGAGCAGCUCCCACGUGGUACAAUCAAGAAUCGUGGAACUAUGCCCCCGAGCUGACCUACAAGGAUUAUCUGAAAAAGGUCGGAGCGUAUCCGCGGAUCUUCCGCUAUGGGACCCAAGCAGAUCCGGUCUACCAAGGUGACUACAGCAAUUGGUUCGAUCCGUAUCCCAGCUAUCAGCCAGCAGUAGUGCAAGGACCAUCUCAGUACGGUGGGCAGGACAGUUGGUGGCAGGACGAUUGGAACCGACCGGGUUAUAUUCGGUAUAAUGAUGAGUAUGAACAGCAUGCCCUGCAGCAGGCUCAGCAGAUGGAACAGGAAGUGGCGGAUAUAUUGUGGCGGUGGUGAAUGUGGGUAUGUGGAUAUCGGUGAGUGAAGUUUUAAGCUAAUUGAUUGUACAAAAUUAAUUUAUGUGGAUGAAAUAGUGAAAAAGUAUUUAUAAAUAUUGUUUAUUUUAUUAAGAAAUAUGAUAAUUUAU
Molecule: messenger RNA, 947 nt
Organism: Aedes aegypti (yellow fever mosquito)
Lineage: Eukaryota; Metazoa; Arthropoda; Insecta; Diptera; Culicidae
Exons: 2
Coding region: 422-817 (131 amino acids)
Source: RefSeq, a predicted model, not a curated record